Messenger RNA from Metarhizium album ARSEF 1941, 2976 nucleotides. Its product is annotated as Armadillo-type fold protein. The record is from RefSeq and is a predicted model, not a curated record. The transcript is spliced from 2 exons. Gene Ontology annotation, molecular function: small GTPase binding. Bases 1 to 2976 code for a protein of 991 amino acids. Gene Ontology annotation, cellular component: cytosol; nuclear envelope. Lineage: Eukaryota; Fungi; Ascomycota; Sordariomycetes; Hypocreales; Clavicipitaceae. Gene Ontology annotation, biological process: protein import into nucleus.
AUGAGCUUUGCCAUCGAGACCGUAUUCCUCGACAAGUCUACCCCGAUCGGUGCGCGGCUCCUCGCCGUCAUUCAACUCAAGAAUGGAAUCGAUAAAUACUGGAGGAUGUAUGCUCAGGUCAAGAAUGGAAUACAGCCGGACGAAAAGACCUUGAUCCGAUCUCGGCUCUUUCAGGGAACCAUUGACGAGGACGAGCGAGGCCUGGCGCUGCACAAUGCCCUUGUCGUGGCAAAAGUUGUGAGGAUAGAAUACCCCACAGACUGGCCCGAUGCCUUGUCCAGUAUCAUUGGUCUCCUACGAUCCAGCAAGGAUGGGAAUCAGAAACACCUGCACGGAAUCCUGCAAAUUCUUCUUCGAGUGGUCAAGGAGCUGGGAACCGCUCGCUUGAGAAAGUCUCAGACAGCGUUGCAAUCCGUCACCCCCGAGAUCGUCUACGUCUUGAAUGAAAUUUACACCGAAAAGACUGCCCUCUGGUUGUCAUUCGUGUCCAAUUGCCAAGGCUCAGGAGAGGACGCCAAUGUUGCGAUGCACAACAGUCUGUUGUCUCUCAAGGUUAUCAGACGGCUUAUUAUCCUAGGCUAUGAGAGACCGCACACUGACGAAUCAGUCGAGAGGUUUUGGACAGUCUCUCAAAACCAGUUUGGCCAAUUGCUCAACCUCGCAGGCCAGGAAUCCACCAUACCUCCCACCUCCCAAGACCUUGUUGGCAGGCAUCUUCUUCAAUUUACAAAAUUGCAUAUAGACAUGGCCGAACAACACGCGGCGAGUUUCUCCAUUUUACCCAACUCCCUCCACCUCGCGCGCGCGUACUGGGACUUGGUGUCCAAGUUUGCAGAAGUCUUUGAUUCGUCAGACGGCAUUCGUCAGGGCACGGGGGAUGCUGGUUCAUCCAAGUCCAAGAUGGAGGGACCUCUGCAAGAACGGCUGGCGCUCAAGGGUCUACUCCUGAUCCGUGCUUGUGUGAGAAUUGCGUUUCAGCCGGUUCAAACCUUCAAAUACCGAACGCCUGAGACCAAGGCAGAGCAAGAACAAGCCAGAAACAUUAUCAAAACCGAGCUUCUGAAAGACGAUGUGGUCAUUCAAAUGGUCAACUCUAUCAUUACACACUUGUUUGUCUUUCGACUCUCGGAUCUUGAGGCGUGGGAGGAAGAUCCCGAAGAGUGGGAACGGCAGGAACAAAGUGAGGGCAAUGCCUUCGAAUGGGAGGUCCGGCCAUGCGCAGAAAAGCUCUUUUUGGAUUUGCUCACAAACUUCAAACAACUCAUUAUACCGCCAUUGCUGUCAUAUUUCCAGUCUGCGCAAUCGCCACAGGCCGAUAUCGCCACGAAAGAGGCUGUAUAUACCGCAAUGGGCUUGGCUGCUGCCCAUGUUGUCAACGUGUUCGACUUUGACGCCGUUUUGUCGUCAACGAUUGUGAACGAUGCCCAGCAACAAGGUGGCUUGCACAAGGUCUUGCGGAGGCGCAUUGCCAUUCUAAUUAGCCAAUGGGCACCUGUUAAGCUGGCAGGUGCUAGCAGACCAUUGGUGUAUCGUAUCUUCCAGCAUUUUCUCAAUCCCAACGACGAAAUGAAUGAUUUGGUAGUGCGAAUCACGGCAGCAAGGCAGCUGAGGUGGAUUGCAGACGAGCUCGACUUCAGCGCCGAGGCUUUCUUGCCGUACACUGCCGACGUCCUCUCUCAACUGGUACAGCUCAUCCAGUAUGUGGAGGUUGACGAAACCAAGCUGGCCAUUUUAGAGUCCGUUCGGAUCUUGGUAACGCGCAUGGAAGAUCAAGUUUCACAAUUCGGCGACCAGUUAAUGUCUGCCCUUCCAGGCGUGUGGGAGAACUGCGGCACCGAAGAAUACAUGAUCAAGCAGGCGGUCAUUGCUAUCUUCGCCGCUCUUGUGAUGAGCAUGGGGAACACUUCGCAACGUUAUCAGAACUUGAUGAUUCCUCUGAUAUCCGAGGCUGCGCGACCGGGGUCUGACAUUCAUGUCCAUCUCAUCGACGAGUCACUCGAACUUUGGAACGCAAUUCUGAUGCAGAGCAAAGCGCCCCCUGCACCGGAAGUCAUUAACCUUGCGGAAUUGGCUCUUCCCUUGAUAGAGUACCAAUCAGACACAGCACUCCAGGCGCUUACUGCCAUAGAGUCGUACGUCCUGAUAGCUCCGUCUGCGAUGUUGGAGGACAAGCUUCGCAGGCCAACCCUGACUGCCCUCUCUGGCACACUCAAUUCCAAGAGCCGGGAGCUAGUUCGUCUGGGGACCAUCUGCAUCGAGUAUCUUGUCCGAGCCGCAACGCAGAUUGGCGGAUCGACGGGAAUUUCAGUAAUUGUUCAAGACAUGCUGGAGAUAGGCUUCGUGAACCAAAUCUUGACAAAUCUCCACGAUGCAUGGGAAGCACACCAAACGACGGGUCCUAACAGGAAGAUUUCCAAACUCAACACCAUUACGGAAGGAGACUACCUGGCCAUACUGGCACGGAUUGCCCUAGCCGAACCCAGUAUGUUUAUACAAAUGCUCACUGCACUCGGAACCCUCGAGCAAGUGUGGUCUUGGCUUUCUGCAGAGUGGUUCUCCUACCUCUCCAGCAUGGAUCACCUAGAGCGGCAAAAGCUGUACCUCCUGGGCCUCACGAGACUGAUUGAACUGCCAUCUCCCAUGCAAGAGCUCACAUUGGACAAGCUACAGGACUACCUGGAGAUGUGGACAAACGUCAUUGUUGAAGUCCAGGAAGGCGAGCUGGGUGGCCAUGACACACUUGUAUGGGGCGGGUUGGAAACGUCGGAAUAUGAUACCCCCAAGAUGAUGAUAGAACAACACACUAUGGCUAAGGACCCGGUCCAUUCCGUGCCGGCAUUCGCAUUUGUGAGUGCCAGGUUGCAGGAUCUAGUAGCUAGGGUUGGUGGCGAGGCGGCGUUUGAAGAGAAGUGGGCGGUAAACGUCGACAAGGAUGUUCUUGAAAGAUUUAGACAAUUGGCAAACGCGGCAAGAUAG